Molecule: messenger RNA, 2122 nt
Organism: Rhodamnia argentea
Lineage: Eukaryota; Viridiplantae; Streptophyta; Magnoliopsida; Myrtales; Myrtaceae
Product: CDP-diacylglycerol--serine O-phosphatidyltransferase 1
Exons: 13
Coding region: 578-1855 (425 amino acids)
Biological process (GO): phosphatidylserine biosynthetic process
Molecular function (GO): L-serine-phosphatidylethanolamine phosphatidyltransferase activity
Source: RefSeq, a predicted model, not a curated record
AAACGUCUUCAAAUCUCUCUUUGACCGUCGUACGCAAUCUCUCUCUCCCCGAGAAGAACCUUUUUAAAUAUGUCGCGAGCAUGAAUGCGAAAAUCAAUUAAUGGAAUCAGUAAUGAUCGCCUCUCUCGCACGACCCUUUUUAGCCGCUGUUGCAGGGACACACGGGACGGACUCUCUCUGUCUCUCUCUCUCGACCUUUUCAAUCACUGUCAUCAUCGUCAUCAUCUGAUUUUUAAAGCUUUCCUUGCCUCAGAUUCUCCAGAUAUAAAUAAUUUCUGGAUGCAGGGCGAAAAGGGUGUGUCCAUCUUCUAGUUCUUGGCUCUCCUCAACUCGCACUUCCUCUGAUGCAUUGAAUGCUCCGCCACUUCAUUAAUCAGCGCGGGCGCCCGAGCGCACAAGAGUCUCGAGGACCGAUCAACCGUCGCGGCGGCGGCCGUGGCGGUUCCCCUUCGCGCCGUCUCUACGAUCGGACCGCCCAGAUCUUCUCGUCUGCGAUCGUACGACCCAGGGAUCCUCUGUCAGCCCGUCCCUUCUCUGUCUCUCUCUCUUAAUCUCUACUUACUACAUCUUAUGAGCUAUGGAGCCUCAUGAUCAUAGAAGACAAAAGAGACAGAAUACUCUUUUGCUUUCAAAUGGCGAUGGCAUUGUGACUACGGUUGAUGAAUUAGAUCCUUGGACUGCAUGGGCAUACAAGCCACGGACCAUAUCCCUCUUACUUAUUGGAGCAUGUUUUCUGAUAUGGGCAAGUGGAGCUCUUGAUCCAGAAAGCAGUGAAUCUGGUGAUGUCGUCACAUCUGUGAAAAGGGGUGUAUGGGCCAUGAUUGCGGUGUUUCUAGCUUAUUGCUUGCUGCAAGCCCCUUCCACGAUCCUCAUUAGGCCUCAUCCUGCAAUUUGGCGCCUAGUCCAUGGCAUGGCUGUUAUUUACCUUGUUUCUCUCACAUUCUUGCUUUUUCAGAAGCGUGAUGAUGCUCGACAAUUCAUGAAGUUUCUCCAUCCUGACCUGGGUGUUGAACUUCCUGAACGAUCAUACGGAGCUGACUGCAGGAUUUAUCUGCCAGAAAAUCCUACGAGCAGGUUUAAGAAUGUUUAUGAUACACUGUUUGAUGAAUUCGUGCUUGCCCACAUCUUUGGCUGGUGGGGAAAAGCGAUAUUGAUUCGUAAUCAGCCACUUCUGUGGGUGCUUUCAGUUGGAUUUGAGUUCAUGGAGCUCACGUUUCGUCACAUGUUACCCAACUUCAACGAGUGCUGGUGGGACAGCAUUAUUCUGGAUAUAUUAAUAUGCAACUGGUUUGGUAUUUGGGCUGGAAUGCAUACUGUCAGGUAUUUCGAUGGGAAGACAUAUGAAUGGGUUGGUAUAAGUCAACAGCCUAAUGUCAUAGGGAAGGUUAAACGGACAUUGGGACAAUUCACCCCAGCUCAGUGGGACAAAGACGAGUGGCACCCCCUGCUUGGUCCAUGGCGUUUCAUUCAAGUUCUUAGUCUCUGUGUAGUCUUCUUGACGGUGGAGCUGAACACAUUCUUUCUCAAGUUCUGUCUGUGGGUUCCUCCUAGGAACCCGAUCAUAGUGUAUAGGUUGAUCCUAUGGUGGCUCAUUGCAAUCCCCACAAUCCGUGAAUACAAUUCAUAUCUCCAGGACAGGAAAAAAGUGAAAAAGGUCGGGGCUUUAGUUUGGCUUUCGCUGGCAAUAUCUAUCGUGGAACUUCUCAUAUGCAUCAAGUUUGGACAUGGUUUGUAUCCAAACCCGAUGCCUCGGUGGUUGGUAGUCUUCUGGUCCUCCAUCGGUUUGGGCAUCGUAGCAUUUCUGGUUGUUUGGUCAUGGCAGCUACAUAGAAGCAUGCAAAGAAAGAGGCAUUGACUUACUAUUCACCGGGCAUUUGAUUCUUUGAUUUCUUUUUCUUCCUUGUAUCGAUGUACAUACUUUUAACAUCUUGAGGAGUUGUAAAUGCUUCUUGUGCUAGGUCGCAGAGAAUCAGAGUCCUUCUAGAGAGUAGUGAGCUCGUGUCGUUCUUGUCAAGGGCCGAUGUUUUUCUAGCUGUUACGAUCAGAGAGUUGCUUCUGUGUUUUUGCGACAUUCGCAGUUCUGUUGCUUUGAUAAUUCUAUGCCAGCUAUGGCCAUUCAGAA